This is a messenger RNA of Phalaenopsis equestris, 1592 nucleotides long. Its product is annotated as G2/mitotic-specific cyclin S13-7-like. Gene Ontology annotation, molecular function: cyclin-dependent protein serine/threonine kinase regulator activity. Bases 274 to 1536 code for a protein of 420 amino acids. NCBI's taxonomy places the organism in Eukaryota, Viridiplantae, Streptophyta, Magnoliopsida, Asparagales, Orchidaceae. Gene Ontology annotation, cellular component: cytoplasm; centrosome; nucleus. Gene Ontology annotation, biological process: mitotic cell cycle phase transition; regulation of cyclin-dependent protein serine/threonine kinase activity. The record is from RefSeq and is a predicted model, not a curated record. The transcript is spliced from 10 exons.
AAUCGCAGCACAAAAGAAAAGAGCGACGCCGAAAGGUAAGAAGGCAGAGAUAGAUUGAGAAGAGAGAAGAGAGAAGAGAGAGACGAAGAAAGGAGAGAUCCUUUCUUGUUUUUUCUCAACUCCGGCGUCGGAUUCUUCGCAAGGACGGCGUCGAGCCAGAAUACUGAAUUGGGGGAGUCGCUGAGCACUCGCCUUCAAUCUCUAUUCUCUUCUGUUUGGUUGGGUUUCUUUCGGCAGAUUCAAAACCAGGAAGGAGGAGAAAGCGAAGAAGAGAUGGCUACAAGAAAUCACGCCGAGGCGCAACACAAUCAGAGAAAGGCGGCCAUGCCCACGGUUAAGCAGAAGGAAGCUGCUCCUAUUGGAGAUGCUAAGAACCGGAAGGCUCUUGAGGACAUUGGAAAUAUGGUUAAUCUUCGCAUAGCAGAUGGAAAGCCCGGACAUCGCCCAAUAACCAGAAGUUUUGGUGCUCAGCUGCUAGCCAAUGCACAAGCAGCAGCUGCUGCUAAGAAAUUACCGAAGCAAGUAGCUCUACCUUCUGAUGGAACUACAAAGAAUAAAUCCCCCGUCAAAAAUUCAAAGCCUGAGGUAAUCAUUGAUAUCAGCCCAUCCACGAAACAAAAGAAAAACCAGGAAAAGAAAAGUUAUCAUGCUUCCUCCUCGAAGAAUAAAGUUCAUUCCUUAAGUUCUGUGCUAACAGCUCGUAGCAAGAUUGCAUGUGGGAUCCAAGAUAUUGAUGUUGAUGAUGAUAAUAAUGAGUUGUUCAUGUCUGAAUAUGUUGAAGAUUUAUACAAGUUCUAUAAGCUCCAAGAAAACUUCUUUCGCCCUCGAGAUUAUAUGAGCUCACAAGUCGACAUUAAUGCUAAAAUGAGAGCCAUACUUGCGGACUGGUUGAUUGAAGUGCAUUAUAAAUUUGAACUCAGGCCGGAGACCCUCUAUCUUACCAUGUCUAUUAUUGAUCGAUACCUAUCUGUCGAGUCAGUUCUGAGGAGAGAACUGCAGCUUGUUGGAGUCAGUGCAAUGCUUAUUGCGUGCAAAUAUGAGGAGAUUUGGGCUCCUGAGGUUAAUGAUUUCAUUUGCAUUUCGGAUCGAGCUUAUGCCAGAGAGCAAAUACUUAGAAUGGAGAAAGCAAUUCUAAACAAGCUUGACUGGUGCUUGACAUUUCCAACUAUGUAUAUGUUCAUUGUUCGGUUUUUGAAGGCUGCAGCUUCUAAUAAAGAGAUGGAAAACAUGGCGUUCUUCUAUGCGGAGCUGGCAUUGACACACUAUUCAAUGGUAAUGUAUCGUCCUUCAAUGGUGGCUGCUUCUGCCAUUUAUGCAGCACAAUGCAAUUUGAAGAAGAGUCCACCAUGGAACAAAACUCUACAGUAUUACACUGGAUUCUCGGCGAACCAAUUAUUGGAGUGUGCUAAGCAUAUGGUAAGUUUUCAUUCAACAGCACCAAAUAGUAAGCUCACUGUGGUCUAUAAGAAAUACUCAAAAGACGAGCUUGGAGGUGUUGCGUUGCGGUCUCCUGCCACAAAGUUUGUGGAAGAUUAAAGUUAGGGGGAGAGCAGCAAGUUCUUCUGUUAAUCUGAUGGGUUGGGAUUGAUCAU